Messenger RNA from Trichoderma harzianum CBS 226.95, 1785 nucleotides. RefSeq lists its product as hypothetical. Bases 1 to 1785 code for a protein of 594 amino acids. NCBI's taxonomy places the organism in Eukaryota, Fungi, Ascomycota, Sordariomycetes, Hypocreales, Hypocreaceae. The transcript is spliced from 2 exons. The record is from RefSeq and is a predicted model, not a curated record.
AUGGCCUCACAUCGGCCGUCUGGCAGCGCCAGCUUGUCGCUCUUCCCCAAUCCCAACUUCUCCAAACCUCAUCCACGCGCUCAAGCACCUCGAUCCCGCCGUUCAGAGUCCCAUGAGCGUCGAGCAGCCACGCCGCAGCAGCAACUUCAAGAUAGUCGCGCUGCAACACCUACUCCACAACCGAGGACACACACACCUCUAGAGUUCAAUCCUCCAAUCGAGGAAGCAUCAGAGGUUGUCUUAGACCGCAAUGUUCUGCCAACCAUGGACACAGAAGAGCAACUUGACGGACCUGGCGAGGGUCCUAGUCGCCCACGAUUGACCAUCGAAGUUCCUAGGGAUGGUGCACUUCCACCACCACCUCCGAUGUUCGUAGGCAAUAAUGUCAACCAGCCGAGAAAUUCCAUCGCCAAACCCCCUCUAUUUUUCGAUCCUCCUCCAAAUUCUCAACCGCCGCCCUUGCGAUCCAUGUUCCCGACAUACAAUCCCGAUUUACCCUUGGAUCAACAAAACUAUGGCCCAAUUCAAAUGAACCCAUCUGGCGUGCCUCGGGCUGUUGUCAGUCGCCAGAGCUACUAUGAAAGCGCUGAACCAGCACCAGAGCAACCUCCCGUCAGAGUCCCUGUUCGCCCUCAAAACCCCCCAAUCAUUCCUGCCAUAUGUACAACCGAACAACUUCAAGAUCUCUGGAAGGUCACAAACGGCUGGCAAGCAUCUGGCUCUGAGGGCCGCGUUUACUGCUUGAAGUUGACACAGCAGAAAGAUGCCCCCGUUUAUACACUCUCUUCUACCUCACAGCCUUUCUAUAACCUCCGUUUGGAUCCCACAUCUGCAUCAGCCUAUGUAUCAUUAACCAGAUACGAUCCCAGCAAAGCCUACAAAGUUCCCAAACCAACGUCAAAUUCCGCUGCAAACAUUCUAAAUGGUGUAAUGGGCGGUGGCAAUCGUGCCUCAGACGGAAAGUAUUGGCAAGAGGCCCUGAAUACAACCCUGGAAGAGGAAUCUCGAAAACAUUCUCCAAAUGACGGCCUUGCUGCUCUUCUCAUGCCCUGUGCCGCAACAAAGAUAGUCAUGGAUAGGGCAGACGAUCCUGGCACAGUUGCGGCUGCAGAGAGAGAGUGUGGAAGGCUUGUGUGGGAUGACGAUAGCGCAAGUUACUAUUUGGUGCAUCCGGCCCUGGCGACACCCUUCUGCCUCACGAUUGAGCAUUCUCCUGCCUGGUCUCGUGUUGAGUAUACACUGGAGCAUCACGAGUCGCCGCAACACCUUGCCAAGCUGACGCGAGAUGGCACUGGUAGUGGGUGGUUGGAAAUCGAUACUGGUGUUGCGUCCAAAAUCGAGUCAUUUUAUAUUGUUGAUGUGGCUGUUACAGCAUUACUUCUUGUUGCCGCCAUGGAUGAUCGAAACUCACCCAACACUGUUAUAGAGGCAUUCGAGGCACCGCCGUUACCAGAGCCUCCCAGACAAUCAAGAAGCCUCAGCAGCGCUCUAAGCCGUCACCGCGACUCUGAAGAUGGAAAGAAGAAGAAGGAAAAGAAGGAAAAGAAGCGCACACGGAUGGAACAAUUCGAAAUUGACCUCGAGAGCCAAAAUGACAGCCUGGCCAAGGAGCUGGGUAGGGGGAGCAAAAAGUCAUCGGAAGACAAAGGGCCGUUUAUACUACGAGUCAUUGUCAAGCUGGUGAAGGGUAUAUUCAACUGUUUUAUAUGGAUACUUACGAUUGGGUUUGCAUGUGUCAAGGGAGUUUUCAAGGUUUUUUAUAAAUGUGUGGGAUCCAAGUAUUAA